Molecule: messenger RNA, 6081 nt
Organism: Metarhizium acridum CQMa 102
Lineage: Eukaryota; Fungi; Ascomycota; Sordariomycetes; Hypocreales; Clavicipitaceae
Source: RefSeq, a predicted model, not a curated record
AUGUUCCGUGGUCCAUUACUACGAAGUUCUCUUGGUAUCCAGGGAACAGUGACGUUUAAAAGCCACAUAAUUCUCGGCAUGAUUGACGAUCUUAUAUUUGAGCCCAUGGAACACAUGUCACUGGACCGAGAUGACACGGACCGCAAAGCACCGAACCCAAAGAACCCAAAGAACCCAAAGAACCCAAAGAACCCAAAGAACCCAAAGAACCCAAAGAACCCAAAGAACCCAAAGAACCCAAAGAACCCAAAGAACCCAAAGAACCCAAAGAACCCAAAGAACCCAAAGAACCCAAAGAACCCAAAGAACCCAAAGAACCCAAAGAACCCAAAGAACCCAAAGAACCCAAAGAACCCAAAGAACCCAAAGAACCCAAAGAACCCAAAGAACCCAAAGAACCCAAAGAACCCAAAGAACCCAAAGAACCCAAAGAACCCAAAGAACCCAAAGAACCCAAAGAACCCAAAGAACCCAAAGAACCCAAAGAACCCAAAGAACCCAAAGAACCCAAAGAACCCAAAGAACCCAAAGAACCCAAAGAACCCAAAGAACCCAAAGAACCCAAAGAACCCAAAGAACCCAAAGAACCCAAAGAACCCAAAGAACCCAAAGAACCCAAAGAACCCAAAGAACCCAAAGAACCCAAAGAACCCAAAGAACCCAAAGAACCCAAAGAACCCAAAGAACCCAAAGAACCCAAAGAACCCAAAGAACCCAAAGAACCCAAAGAACCCAAAGAACCCAAAGAACCCAAAGAACCCAAAGAACCCAAAGAACCCAAAGAACCCAAAGAACCCAAAGAACCCAAAGAACCCAAAGAACCCAAAGAACCCAAAGAACCCAAAGAACCCAAAGAACCCAAAGAACCCAAAGAACCCAAAGAACCCAAAGAACCCAAAGAACCCAAAGAACCCAAAGAACCCAAAGAACCCAAAGAACCCAAAGAACCCAAAGAACCCAAAGAACCCAAAGAACCCAAAGAACCCAAAGAACCCAAAGAACCCAAAGAACCCAAAGAACCCAAAGAACCCAAAGAACCCAAAGAACCCAAAGAACCCAAAGAACCCAAAGAACCCAAAGAACCCAAAGAACCCAAAGAACCCAAAGAACCCAAAGAACCCAAAGAACCCAAAGAACCCAAAGAACCCAAAGAACCCAAAGAACCCAAAGAACCCAAAGAACCCAAAGAACCCAAAGAACCCAAAGAACCCAAAGAACCCAAAGAACCCAAAGAACCCAAAGAACCCAAAGAACCCAAAGAACCCAAAGAACCCAAAGAACCCAAAGAACCCAAAGAACCCAAAGAACCCAAAGAACCCAAAGAACCCAAAGAACCCAAAGAACCCAAAGAACCCAAAGAACCCAAAGAACCCAAAGAACCCAAAGAACCCAAAGAACCCAAAGAACCCAAAGAACCCAAAGAACCCAAAGAACCCAAAGAACCCAAAGAACCCAAAGAACCCAAAGAACCCAAAGAACCCAAAGAACCCAAAGAACCCAAAGAACCCAAAGAACCCAAAGAACCCAAAGAACCCAAAGAACCCAAAGAACCCAAAGAACCCAAAGAACCCAAAGAACCCAAAGAACCCAAAGAACCCAAAGAACCCAAAGAACCCAAAGAACCCAAAGAACCCAAAGAACCCAAAGAACCCAAAGAACCCAAAGAACCCAAAGAACCCAAAGAACCCAAAGAACCCAAAGAACCCAAAGAACCCAAAGAACCCAAAGAACCCAAAGAACCCAAAGAACCCAAAGAACCCAAAGAACCCAAAGAACCCAAAGAACCCAAAGAACCCAAAGAACCCAAAGAACCCAAAGAACCCAAAGAACCCAAAGAACCCAAAGAACCCAAAGAACCCAAAGAACCCAAAGAACCCAAAGAACCCAAAGAACCCAAAGAACCCAAAGAACCCAAAGAACCCAAAGAACCCAAAGAACCCAAAGAACCCAAAGAACCCAAAGAACCCAAAGAACCCAAAGAACCCAAAGAACCCAAAGAACCCAAAGAACCCAAAGAACCCAAAGAACCCAAAGAACCCAAAGAACCCAAAGAACCCAAAGAACCCAAAGAACCCAAAGAACCCAAAGAACCCAAAGAACCCAAAGAACCCAAAGAACCCAAAGAACCCAAAGAACCCAAAGAACCCAAAGAACCCAAAGAACCCAAAGAACCCAAAGAACCCAAAGAACCCAAAGAACCCAAAGAACCCAAAGAACCCAAAGAACCCAAAGAACCCAAAGAACCCAAAGAACCCAAAGAACCCAAAGAACCCAAAGAACCCAAAGAACCCAAAGAACCCAAAGAACCCAAAGAACCCAAAGAACCCAAAGAACCCAAAGAACCCAAAGAACCCAAAGAACCCAAAGAACCCAAAGAACCCAAAGAACCCAAAGAACCCAAAGAACCCAAAGAACCCAAAGAACCCAAAGAACCCAAAGAACCCAAAGAACCCAAAGAACCCAAAGAACCCAAAGAACCCAAAGAACCCAAAGAACCCAAAGAACCCAAAGAACCCAAAGAACCCAAAGAACCCAAAGAACCCAAAGAACCCAAAGAACCCAAAGAACCCAAAGAACCCAAAGAACCCAAAGAACCCAAAGAACCCAAAGAACCCAAAGAACCCAAAGAACCCAAAGAACCCAAAGAACCCAAAGAACCCAAAGAACCCAAAGAACCCAAAGAACCCAAAGAACCCAAAGAACCCAAAGAACCCAAAGAACCCAAAGAACCCAAAGAACCCAAAGAACCCAAAGAACCCAAAGAACCCAAAGAACCCAAAGAACCCAAAGAACCCAAAGAACCCAAAGAACCCAAAGAACCCAAAGAACCCAAAGAACCCAAAGAACCCAAAGAACCCAAAGAACCCAAAGAACCCAAAGAACCCAAAGAACCCAAAGAACCCAAAGAACCCAAAGAACCCAAAGAACCCAAAGAACCCAAAGAACCCAAAGAACCCAAAGAACCCAAAGAACCCAAAGAACCCAAAGAACCCAAAGAACCCAAAGAACCCAAAGAACCCAAAGAACCCAAAGAACCCAAAGAACCCAAAGAACCCAAAGAACCCAAAGAACCCAAAGAACCCAAAGAACCCAAAGAACCCAAAGAACCCAAAGAACCCAAAGAACCCAAAGAACCCAAAGAACCCAAAGAACCCAAAGAACCCAAAGAACCCAAAGAACCCAAAGAACCCAAAGAACCCAAAGAACCCAAAGAACCCAAAGAACCCAAAGAACCCAAAGAACCCAAAGAACCCAAAGAACCCAAAGAACCCAAAGAACCCAAAGAACCCAAAGAACCCAAAGAACCCAAAGAACCCAAAGAACCCAAAGAACCCAAAGAACCCAAAGAACCCAAAGAACCCAAAGAACCCAAAGAACCCAAAGAACCCAAAGAACCCAAAGAACCCAAAGAACCCAAAGAACCCAAAGAACCCAAAGAACCCAAAGAACCCAAAGAACCCAAAGAACCCAAAGAACCCAAAGAACCCAAAGAACCCAAAGAACCCAAAGAACCCAAAGAACCCAAAGAACCCAAAGAACCCAAAGAACCCAAAGAACCCAAAGAACCCAAAGAACCCAAAGAACCCAAAGAACCCAAAGAACCCAAAGAACCCAAAGAACCCAAAGAACCCAAAGAACCCAAAGAACCCAAAGAACCCAAAGAACCCAAAGAACCCAAAGAACCCAAAGAACCCAAAGAACCCAAAGAACCCAAAGAACCCAAAGAACCCAAAGAACCCAAAGAACCCAAAGAACCCAAAGAACCCAAAGAACCCAAAGAACCCAAAGAACCCAAAGAACCCAAAGAACCCAAAGAACCCAAAGAACCCAAAGAACCCAAAGAACCCAAAGAACCCAAAGAACCCAAAGAACCCAAAGAACCCAAAGAACCCAAAGAACCCAAAGAACCCAAAGAACCCAAAGAACCCAAAGAACCCAAAGAACCCAAAGAACCCAAAGAACCCAAAGAACCCAAAGAACCCAAAGAACCCAAAGAACCCAAAGAACCCAAAGAACCCAAAGAACCCAAAGAACCCAAAGAACCCAAAGAACCCAAAGAACCCAAAGAACCCAAAGAACCCAAAGAACCCAAAGAACCCAAAGAACCCAAAGAACCCAAAGAACCCAAAGAACCCAAAGAACCCAAAGAACCCAAAGAACCCAAAGAACCCAAAGAACCCAAAGAACCCAAAGAACCCAAAGAACCCAAAGAACCCAAAGAACCCAAAGAACCCAAAGAACCCAAAGAACCCAAAGAACCCAAAGAACCCAAAGAACCCAAAGAACCCAAAGAACCCAAAGAACCCAAAGAACCCAAAGAACCCAAAGAACCCAAAGAACCCAAAGAACCCAAAGAACCCAAAGAACCCAAAGAACCCAAAGAACCCAAAGAACCCAAAGAACCCAAAGAACCCAAAGAACCCAAAGAACCCAAAGAACCCAAAGAACCCAAAGAACCCAAAGAACCCAAAGAACCCAAAGAACCCAAAGAACCCAAAGAACCCAAAGAACCCAAAGAACCCAAAGAACCCAAAGAACCCAAAGAACCCAAAGAACCCAAAGAACCCAAAGAACCCAAAGAACCCAAAGAACCCAAAGAACCCAAAGAACCCAAAGAACCCAAAGAACCCAAAGAACCCAAAGAACCCAAAGAACCCAAAGAACCCAAAGAACCCAAAGAACCCAAAGAACCCAAAGAACCCAAAGAACCCAAAGAACCCAAAGAACCCAAAGAACCCAAAGAACCCAAAGAACCCAAAGAACCCAAAGAACCCAAAGAACCCAAAGAACCCAAAGAACCCAAAGAACCCAAAGAACCCAAAGAACCCAAAGAACCCAAAGAACCCAAAGAACCCAAAGAACCCAAAGAACCCAAAGAACCCAAAGAACCCAAAGAACCCAAAGAACCCAAAGAACCCAAAGAACCCAAAGAACCCAAAGAACCCAAAGAACCCAAAGAACCCAAAGAACCCAAAGAACCCAAAGAACCCAAAGAACCCAAAGAACCCAAAGAACCCAAAGAACCCAAAGAACCCAAAGAACCCAAAGAACCCAAAGAACCCAAAGAACCCAAAGAACCCAAAGAACCCAAAGAACCCAAAGAACCCAAAGAACCCAAAGAACCCAAAGAACCCAAAGAACCCAAAGAACCCAAAGAACCCAAAGAACCCAAAGAACCCAAAGAACCCAAAGAACCCAAAGAACCCAAAGAACCCAAAGAACCCAAAGAACCCAAAGAACCCAAAGAACCCAAAGAACCCAAAGAACCCAAAGAACCCAAAGAACCCAAAGAACCCAAAGAACCCAAAGAACCCAAAGAACCCAAAGAACCCAAAGAACCCAAAGAACCCAAAGAACCCAAAGAACCCAAAGAACCCAAAGAACCCAAAGAACCCAAAGAACCCAAAGAACCCAAAGAACCCAAAGAACCCAAAGAACCCAAAGAACCCAAAGAACCCAAAGAACCCAAAGAACCCAAAGAACCCAAAGAACCCAAAGAACCCAAAGAACCCAAAGAACCCAAAGAACCCAAAGAACCCAAAGAACCCAAAGAACCCAAAGAACCCAAAGAACCCAAAGAACCCAAAGAACCCAAAGAACCCAAAGAACCCAAAGAACCCAAAGAACCCAAAGAACCCAAAGAACCCAAAGAACCCAAAGAACCCAAAGAACCCAAAGAACCCAAAGAACCCAAAGAACCCAAAGAACCCAAAGAACCCAAAGAACCCAAAGAACCCAAAGAACCCAAAGAACCCAAAGAACCCAAAGAACCCAAAGAACCCAAAGAACCCAAAGAACCCAAAGAACCCAAAGAACCCAAAGAACCCAAAGAACCCAAAGAACCCAAAGAACCCAAAGAACCCAAAGAACCCAAAGAACCCAAAGAACCCAAAGAACCCAAAGAACCCAAAGAACCCAAAGAACCCAAAGAACCCAAAGAACCCAAAGCACCUAAAGCACCCAACGAACCUAAAGAGUCUAAAAAGAAUCCCGAAGAAUCCCGAAAGUGACAACGAAGCCUCUGAAAGGACUUCAAAGAUCGCGAAUAUUAUCCCCUCUGGUACACUUAUGAUCACUUGA